CAAAGUCGAACCCGUCGUUGACGAGAAAGCCCGGCCCAAGCGGUACCAAUGAAAAACGCAGUGACGGAUUAAUCCUUGCAACCAAACGGCUUUCCUCUCUCGGCCAAUCGCGAGCUGGAGCAGUGGGUGGAGCAACCAGCAGAGAUUGUAGAACAGACGGUGGCUGCGACGAAUUGACGGGGCGGAGUUGCAGAUCGGAGAGAGGGAAAGGAGAUCGAAAGAGAGGCGGCGAAAAUGGGCGGGGGAAUGGAGGCAAACAAGAACAAGUUCAUCGAAGACUGGGGCGCCGCCCGCGAGAACCUGGAGCACAACUUCCGAUGGACUCGCCGCAACUUUGCCCUCAUCGGCUUGUUCGGCAUCGCCCUCCCCAUCCUUGUUUACAAGGGGACCGUCAAGGAAUUCCAUAUGCAAGAUGAAGAUGCCGGCAGGCCGUACAGGAAGUUUCUUUGAGUUCAUCUAAAGAUCGUGAAACAAAAUAAUUGCAGAACGUAUGGAUUAUGGAUUUAGUCUCUUGUCUAUUUCCAUUUCGACAAGCUUCUGACUCUUUCGCCUGCAAUGGUGACUCUGUAUGUUCUCUUCAUCUAUGUCUUGGUGGUGGUUUUUACUAUGUUUUGUAAUCCUUGAACACUUUUUUCUUCACCAGUGAUAAUCUUGCAUUUUUGUUCAGAGUUGUGAUACCUUACCUUACUCACCGGUUGUACUGGUCUAAACGAUUUAUUGGUGACCAAGCCGGUGUGCUUUUAUCACCACUUUUUUAAGGAGCAAAUAAAGAAUGUUGGAGGGUCCUGGUGGGUGCACCAUUUCAAGUAAGCUAACCCUAACGAUGAUAGGAAACAUGAGAUGAGUUACAAAUAUCCACGCAGACAUGGAUAAGAAUGAGAGUUGAGACUUGAAAGCAUUAAAAAAGGA
Linum tenue is the source of this 909-nucleotide messenger RNA. NCBI's taxonomy places the organism in Eukaryota, Viridiplantae, Streptophyta, Magnoliopsida, Malpighiales, Linaceae. The record is from the annotation of a GenBank genome assembly.